UUUUUUUUUAAUCGUGCUGCGGGCUGCGGGCUGCGGGCUGUAAAUCGAGUAGGGUCAAGCAUCUAGGGUGUACUCUCAAGUUUUCCACCAGCCGUUAUUCAAUCUUUCUCCCGUUUAGUUGAAAGGAAAGUCUUUUCAACGGUUAAGUCUCUGGUUUUAAGCCGCACCUCAUCGCAUCGCGUUGUGCAGAAUUUGGAAUCUGUGAAUACGCAUUGACGGCGAUAACUAAGGUGAUCUAUUAUAGUAGACCCUAAAGUUGCCUGCUUGAACUCGCGCAACAAGGUCUGUGAUCCUAUCCGUGACCCUACGUCAUGUUAUCUAGAGCCUUCGCGCGCUCUGCGCGAUUACCGGCGCUCUCAAGAUCAGCCAUAGCAACUCCGACGUUUUCUAGAGUUUCCAGCCGAGCAAUUCCAAUCAGUAGGACAGCUCCGAUAUGGGUGCGAGGUAUGGCCGAUGAUAAAUCUCAAAAAGUGCCGCCAAAUACGACGAGUUCGAAUCCGAAUCCGAAUCCGAAAUCUCCUCCUGAUCAACCCCCGCCUAACGCCGGCGCUGCUCAGUCUCAGCCCGCACAGUCUUCGAAAAGCGCCGAACCCGAAUCCGCUGCCUCGAAACCUGACUUAAGCUCUCUUCCCGAUCUAACACAAGGUAUCCCUUCAACACUCGAGUAUGAGACCAGCGGCGCUACCGACAAGGCGGCGCUUUCAGCGAUUGAGGAGUCGCCCGAACCUCAGGCUGGUGGUCGCGGUCGUGGAGAACUCCCUGCCUCGGCGUAUGUAAGCUCGAGAGACAAGCAAAGAGACAAGUUGGCCAAUCGCUUAUACCUUGUCUCACUCGGUCUGGGCAUUGUCGUCUUGGCUUAUCUCGGACGGAACUGGGAUGAGGAGGAAGCUAAAGUGCAUACCGAUAUUCCUAACGGCUGGUCGCUUGGGUUGUGGUGGAAGAGAAUGACGGCCCGAUUUGGAGACGUUAAGAGUUAUUACAGUGAACCGGCAUUCGAGAAGCUGCUGCCCGACCCCGAUCCCAUGUUUGAGCGACCUUAUACGCUCUGCAUCAGUCUCGAGGAUCUGCUAGUACACAGCGAGUGGACGAGGGAGCACGGUUGGCGAAUCGCGAAGCGUCCUGGCGUCGAUUACUUCUUACAUUACCUCAGCCAGUACUACGAGCUGGUCUUGUUUACAAGCGUUCCUUACGCUAUUGGAGAACCCAUAGUCCGAAAGUUGGAUCCGUUCCGAUUCAUCAUGUGGCCCUUAUUUAGAGAAGCUACUAAAUAUAAAGACGGCGAGAUUGUCAAGGAUUUAUCGUAUUUAAACCGUGACCUCUCCAAAGUCAUUAUAAUCGAUACGAAACCCGAGCAUGUCCGGAAUCAACCCGAAAACGCCAUCAUACUUAAUAAGUGGACCGGCGACCCGAAGGACAAGGAACUUGUUGCGUUGGUUCCUUUCCUCGAGUAUAUUCACACCAUGCAGUAUAAGGAUGUGCGCGACGUGCUCAAGUCUUUCGAAGGCAAGCAUAUCCCGACCGAGUUUGCACGCCGAGAAGCCAUAACGCGUGCCGAGUUCCAGAAGCGGUACGAAAGCGAGAAGAGGAAACGAAAGAGCGGAAUAGGCGCUCUGGGAAAUAUGCUAGGAUUGAAGCCGAGCAACAUGAGCAUGAUGGUCCCCGUAGAUGGCGAUAUCAGCCCGAGCGAAGCUUUUGCGCAAGGCAAGAUGCUGCAGGAUAUCGCUCGAGAAAGGGGUCGGCGCAACUACGAGAUGAUGGAACAACAGAUCCGCGAGAACGGCGAGAAGUGGCUGAAGGAAGAGCAGAUGGCGACAGAGAAGAUGCAAGCCGAGGCUAUGAGCAGCAUGAAGUCGUCCUUCACGAGCUGGUUCCUACCCACGAAACAGUCAGAAAAUUCCACCGAGCCUAAAAAGGAGGCGUAAGGGAGAAGGGGGGUUUAAAUGUAUGUAAUCUACGGAAAAUGUAUGAUAUGGGGAACGUCUUAUCGGGAGGCGUCUAAUUGGUCGCAUCACGGUUGUAUAAGAGGGAACUAUAAGAACAGUCACCUGCUGCUGCUGCUGCCACCAUCACUACCACCAUUACCACAUUACCCCCGGAACGAAACUCUACUCUUGAAGCAGUGGCAUUAUUUUUUUUUCUUGCAUGGGAAGGAUUAUAUUAUAAAAAGUUCAGGGGAGGCACUAUUACUACUACGCGGCUGAAGAUAAACGUGCUCAUAUCAUAUAUCUGAAGGUUGUCCCUGUAAAGGAAAAAGGGAUGGAGGGAAGUAACCUCGGGGAAAGGAGAGAAAGGAGAGAAAGACGGAGGGAUACACGUCGAGAUAAAAAAGAAAAAAGCCUAAUCUCUGUAUUAUUGUAGUAUAAGUGAGCGACUCGAGGCCUUUGCCUGCGCGGGCCUCGGGAUUCGCGUUGUAUAGGAAUCCAUCCGGCAGCAACAGCUUCGAAUAAAUCUGGUGCAAAAG
Messenger RNA from Daldinia caldariorum, 2461 nucleotides. RefSeq names its product NIF-domain-containing protein. The record is from RefSeq and is a predicted model, not a curated record. NCBI's taxonomy places the organism in Eukaryota, Fungi, Ascomycota, Sordariomycetes, Xylariales, Hypoxylaceae. Gene Ontology annotation, molecular function: phosphoprotein phosphatase activity. The coding region runs from base 312 to 1922 and encodes 536 amino acids. The transcript is spliced from 2 exons.